Aureobasidium subglaciale EXF-2481 is the source of this 2606-nucleotide messenger RNA. RefSeq lists its product as uncharacterized. The coding region runs from base 137 to 2431 and encodes 764 amino acids. Gene Ontology annotation, molecular function: zinc ion binding; DNA binding; DNA-binding transcription factor activity, RNA polymerase II-specific. The record is from RefSeq and is a predicted model, not a curated record. Gene Ontology annotation, biological process: regulation of DNA-templated transcription; DNA-templated transcription. Lineage: Eukaryota; Fungi; Ascomycota; Dothideomycetes; Dothideales; Saccotheciaceae. The transcript is spliced from 4 exons.
GUCGAGGGUCGAGUCUUUUUGAAUUCCCCGUCGCCUAGCAAUCAACCGAGUUGCGAUUGUCGCGUGUUCGACCUAAGCUCGAGAGUGUAGAUCUUGAUAAGAUUUCUGCCGCCUGUCACGGGCGCAUCCCACCUCGAUGGACGAUCAAAUGUCUAGCUACCCGGAGCCCGACAGCCAGCAGCAUUACACGCUGUAUCCUGCUCCGGGUCAGCAACCAUUGCUGGACCCUGUCCAACAGGAACAAUUGCAAUUCAGUCAGCUCGGUCAACUUGGUCAAGCCAUCUACCCUAAGGCGGAAGGUGAAGUAGAUCCGAAUGCGCCAAACCACAUCGAACAGCGGAUCGAGCAAUUGCAGCAACAACCACCGCACCCUCAACCUCAACACCAGCACCAGCAUCAGCACCCUCUCCAACACCACGACCAACAACAGCAUGACCAACACCAACAACAACCUCUCCCGCCUCCACCUCCACCAAUCGCUCAACCGCAAGGUCCCCAAGUCCAAGGGGAGACUCCCCAGAAGGCCAAUCGCCUACGCAAAGCAUGCGACUCGUGCAGUAUUCGCAAAGUGAAGUGUGAUGAAUCGGGUCCACCAUGCAGAGCUUGCGCCGCUCUAGAAAUUCCCUGUACAUUCGAACGACCCAGCCGUCGCCGUGGCCCUCCCAAUAGGCAUGCAGAAGCCAUCAAACGCCGCCGUCUCGAGGAGUCUCCGCAUAUUAGUGGCCAGUCGACACCCUCCUCUCCGACCCAUGCCGCACAAGCUCUGGCAGCUCUGUCCUCACAUCCCUCUCAUCCUCCAAUCUCUGCCGAGGCCAUUUGCGACAUCCAGACCUUGGACCUCCUUGUGAACGACUUCUUCACCUACGUCCACCCGCUAUGCCCAUUCCCACACGAGCCCAGCUUCCGUGAGGCUUGGAAGAGAAGAGAAGACUACAACAAUCGUGCAUUUUUGGCCUUGCUUUCCUCCAUGGUCGCUGCUCUCGUAGCUUCGUUCCCACGAAAGCCAAGAUUGCACCUGAAGGCUCAGCGCAGAGAUGUCGACUUCCCCAAUCACAUGGCACUUGUCUUGAAGUGUCAGAAAGUAUGCGCCGACGCUAGGGGACCAGGCUACCUCGACAACGAGAACUUGAGUGUUCAUGAUGCUGCCACUAGCUAUUUCCUUGGCCUUGCAGCCUGCUACACUUUCAGAUGGCGCCAAUGUCGCUUAUACUGGAGUGAGUGUUUGACCAUCAUCCGCGCUCUUGGACUACACAAGCCGACCGAGCAGAACUUUACGCGACUGGGCAUGCUUCCAGCUGCAGUAGGCUCCAACGGUCCAAACGUAGAGGGAAAUCGUGACGACGUCCUUGACAACAUCACCCUAGAAAUGGGCAGACGAAUCUUCUGGACCAUGUUCGUCAGCUCAAAGACGAUUCAUCAGUGCGGCUCUGCCUUCAGCGAACUCGUCAUUCCGCCCGAGACUCACUCCAUGCCCUACCCUCCACUUCCCGUUGAGGUCGACGACUUCUGCAUCUUCCCUGGACACAUCGAGCCGCAGCCACCAGGUCUAGUCCCGAUGAUUGCUGGUUUCAAUGCUAAUGUUAAAAUCUUCAUGUCUUACAACCCUCUAUCCACCAUGGAAUUGGCCUGGGGCAUUGACGCGCUGGUUGACGUUGAGCGUCAAAAGAAGGUUCUUCGUGACUCGCUGGAAAGAUGCAAAUCAGCCAUCAGGGAUCUGCCGCCUGUACUUGUCAUCUGGCCGACUGACAACAAUCCUUUCGCCAAUCACAACGGAAACGAGCUCGGCCUUGACUUUUCAAACACAUCGUAUGCACGCGAUCCAGCAACUCUAAACCCCAACACGGUGGACGCCACGCCUGAGGACCGUAGAAGACGACAGUACGAGAUUCAGAAGGCUAACAUCCAUGGGAGUGGCCUCUGUACGAGGUCAUACAUUGUCGAAAAGUACUUUACUCUGAUCGAGGCGCAGGCCAGGAGUAAGCUCCAGGCAGAGAACGCGGAAUCCGGCUUGUCUAGCGAAGUAGCUGCAGAGCUUGAUGGUCUGCUUUCAGAUGGAGCGGCUUCUGCCGAUGCUCUUGAUCGUGAGAUGUCGGAAGAGCGCGAAGGCAUUGUCAGAGACUUGCUUUCUGUUCUGAGCAGUAUUGACAGGGUGAACAUGGAGCCCAACGCAGACAGCCUUACAACAAAGAUUCGCGUUGUAGCGAGCACCCUCCUGGAAGUGCCCAAGUCACGCAAGGGACAAGUGGCGCAACAAGCCGAGCAAUAUCUUGCAGCUUUCCUUGAGAUUCUUGUCAAGCUGGAGCGUGUGAACCCUGGACACGACGAUCCUCUCAACCCUAAUGACGAGGAAUCAGAGUUGCGAAACUGGGCGGACCUCCGAGAAUACCAACUCAAGUUCGCACAGCAGGGCGGACUAUCUAGUCUUGGUUGAUUGAGAGUGGACGUUGUCUAGAAGGAAUGGGCGUUCACGGGUAUAAUCUAUUGCUAGCAACGUGUAUAAGGGACUUGUGGCUGGGAUUAAUGGCGAUGAAGCCGGGAUGGCUUUGCAUCAAAAGCGAGCAUGCUGUACAUUAGGAUAUAUCAUAAUUGCUUGACGUUCUUCAACU